Pisolithus orientalis is the source of this 370-nucleotide messenger RNA. RefSeq lists its product as uncharacterized. The coding region runs from base 124 to 336 and encodes 70 amino acids. The record is from RefSeq and is a predicted model, not a curated record. The transcript has 4 exons. NCBI's taxonomy places the organism in Eukaryota, Fungi, Basidiomycota, Agaricomycetes, Boletales, Pisolithaceae.
GACAACGAGGACAUCGUUGCGGAAGCUUCGUCUUUUAAACGCGGGUUCAAGUAACUGAUCGACGAGGCAGUGCCAAGGGGAAUUUAUAUUAUCAUCAUCAUCACGCGUGCUGCCCACUUGAUCAUGUGCCACCGUCUACUCAGAUUCGUAAAACACACCGCAUGCGGUCAUAAUUCCUUCCAAAACGACUCCGUGAUCGACUGUCGGUCUAGCGACUGCAAGAUCAGCAGCCAUCAUCGAUCACCCUGCAACCCUUGUAUUUGCCGCAGAUACUACGGGCAACCCCAACGACUAAUCACCCGAGAAGUUCCCGACAAGUGUCCGCAAUGUAAAUAAUGCAAUCGACGGCUUCAUUACUGCGUUGUACACC